AAUGGAGCAAACUAUUCUCUUGGAGUUGGACCCUUUCUCCAACUCUUUAAAUCACCCUCUUUGUUCAAUCUCCUUUCCUAUUUGAUUCCCAAAGGGCAAAAAGAAGAAACAAAAAUAUCAAUCUUCUUAAUUCAACUACACCUCCAUUUUCUACUCACCCUAGUUGAAGAAAACAAGGGGGGGAAAUGGAAGUAGAAAAUCAGAUUGGGACAUGGGAUGGCUAUGUAGAUUACAGGAACAGACCUGCACUAAAAGGCUUCCAUGGUGGCAUGCUGGCUGCGUCUUUUGUUUUGGUUGUGGAGGUUUUGGAAAACUUGGCAUAUUUAGCAAAUGCAAGCAACUUGGUGCUAUACUUGUCUGAAUACAUGCAUCUCUCACCAUCGGAAUCAGCAAAUUCAGUUACUAAUUUCAUGGGAACUGCCUUUCUUCUUGCCCUUCUUGGUGGCUUCUUGUCGGAUGCUUUCUUCACCACUUAUUAUAUCUACCUUAUAAGUGCUGUCACUGAAUUCCUGGGCUUGUUAAUACUCACAGUUCAAGCACAUUCAGAAUCCCUGAAGCCACCAAAAUGUAUCCCUACCACCCCCAACAUUCCUUGCCAGAAAAUUCAUGGUGCCAAAGCUACAAUGCUUUUCUUAAGCCUUUAUCUGGUGGCGCUGGGGGUCGGAGGUAUAAAGGGAGCACUACCGGCCCAUGGAGCUGAACAGUUUGAUGAAAAUACACCUCGAGGAAGGAAGCAAAGAUCAACUUUCUUCAACUAUUUUGUCUUUUGCCUUUCUUGUGGUGCUUUAAUUGCUGUGACACUAGUGGUAUGGAUUGAGGACAAUAAAGGGUGGGAAUGGGGGUUUGGAAUUUCCACUUUCACAAUAUUGUUGUCAAUUCCAAUCUUUUUAUCUGGUUCAAGGUUUUACAGGAACAAGAAACCUCAAGGAAGUCCACUUACAACUAUAUUUAAGGUUCUUAUUUCUGCCUUACUGAAUGCAUUCAUGCCGAGAAGUUCGAGCAAUGUUGUGGUAAGCAUGGCGACGAGCCCCUCUCCAAUUCCUGACUCCAAGGAAGUAGCCGCAAUGGAAAAUGGCAGAGUUUUGAGGGCAAUAUUUGAAGCUCCAUCUGAAAGUCUAAAGUUCCUCAACAGAGCAGUUCUUGACAAACCAAUCAGUGAAACAUUAAAGUGCUCAGUACAGCAAGUUGAAGAAGUUAAGGUUGUAAUAAAAAUCCUCCCCAUUUUUGCCUGCACCAUCAUGCUCAAUUGCUGUCUUGCUCAACUUUCCACAUUUUCAGUCCAACAAGCUGCUACAAUGAACACGAAGCUCGGCUCCCUAAAUAUCCCGCCUGCUUCACUCCCUGUUUUCCCCGUAAUCUUCAUCAUGAUCCUCGCGCCAGUCUACAAUCACAUCAUAAUUCCAUUCACUCGUCGAGUAACAAAAACCGAGACAGGUAUCACUCACUUACAACGCAUUGGAGUCGGCCUAGUCCUCUCCAUCUUAGCCAUGGCUAUAGCAGCUUUGGUCGAGAUCAAGCGCAAGAAAGUCGCUACAGAAUCAAAACUACUCGACUCGACCAAACCACUGCCCAUUACUUUCUUCUACAUUGCUUUCCAGUACUUGUUUCUUGGAUCAGCAGACUUAUUCACCUUAGCCGGGCUGCUUGAAUUUUUCUUCACCGAAGCGCCUUUUAACAUGAGAUCAUUGGCCACUUCUCUAUCUUGGGCGUCAUUGGCAAUGGGAUAUUAUCUUAGCACUGCAAUUGUGUCAUUAGUUAACAGUUUAACGGAUGAUUCGAAGCACAAACCAUGGCUAUCAGGAGCCAACUUGAAUCAGUAUCACUUGGAGAGAUUUUACUGGCUACUGUGUGCUCUUAGUGGAUUGAAUUUCAUGCAUUAUCUUUUCUGGGCUAGAAUAUAUGAGUAUAGAUCAAAAGGGAGAGGAAACGUAUGAAUGGAACAGGAAAUUGAAGCCAUUUUUGAGUUUCUUGAACGACCUGUCACUAUAUCCAAUGAUUUGCUGGUUAUAUCUUGAGGCUGAAGGAACCAGCAAGAGGAAGGGAAGAAAAAGUUACCUUUUGUUUCGAAAUAUGUUCUGAUAGGUUAUGUUUUUCUUGCUUUUAAGUGAAAGGAGUUGGGUUGCAAGUGAUUAUGUUGAGGUUAAAAUAAGCAACUUAAUUUUAA
Molecule: messenger RNA, 2164 nt
Organism: Olea europaea var. sylvestris
Lineage: Eukaryota; Viridiplantae; Streptophyta; Magnoliopsida; Lamiales; Oleaceae
Product: protein NRT1/ PTR FAMILY 4.6-like
Exons: 5
Coding region: 186-1934 (582 amino acids)
Biological process (GO): transmembrane transport
Cellular component (GO): membrane
Molecular function (GO): transmembrane transporter activity
Source: RefSeq, a predicted model, not a curated record